AUGAACACCAGUAAAGGAAACAUUCUACACGGUGGCGUAAUGGAUUCGUCUAACAGCAAUUUUCGAAUGUCGCAAAGUGAGAGAAAAGUUACUGCAGUGGCAGCUUUCCCAGUUUGAGAUUUACUACUGUUGAAUGGGAAAUAUAUCUGGACAGAGUUAACUACGUACACUUUCACUGUUUUAGCAGACCCGACAACCGGAUAUUGUAGUAAGCACCUCAGCAAAACACAAAACGAAAAAUAUGGAAACUUUAUCAUCGUCUCAAAUGUUUCAUUAUCCGGAGGAGAAUUGAAGAAUUUAUCUUCCACAGCAAAACAGUAGUUGCAUUAAACUUAUCUUCGACCUAAUUUAUCAGUGAAACAAGAGCAUUAUAUUUCACCGACUUAUUUUACAUCAUUAAGAUUACUCGCUUACCCUGACCACCUGUCGUAAGGUUCAGCGACCUUGAUUUCCCGCCAAAUGAUCCAUAUUAGAGCCUAACGCUUGUCAAAAAUCUCACAUGGAUACUGAGUAGUACUUUUUUAUAUACAGCCAGUAGGCUUCAGAACGUAAUUGACAUUGUGACAGAAUUAAAGGGCAAUUCUAAGGGUGAAAAAAAAAAUAAGAAAGUGUUUAAUUUAGAUGAGAUAAUCUCGCACAAAUAAAAAUUACCGUAAACAUUUCUGGGGCAACUGGCAUUAGCGCCCAAUCACAGCAGCGGUCUAGUCAGUGUACCGUAUCUGGCUGGCUAGUUUUAUUUUAGCAAUUUGACUGAGCGGCAUUACGAUAACCGAGGGAAAGUAGACCAGCACCUUGAAGUGUGCUUUCGGCUUAAUAUUCAGCCCAGUGCUUAUGAUUUUUGGCAUAUUUUUUNAAAGGGCAAUUCUAAGGGUGAAAAAAAAAAUAAGAAAGUGUUUAAUUUAGAUGAGAUAAUCUCGCACAAAUAAAAAUUACCGUAAACAUUUCUGGGGCAACUGGCAUUAGCGCCCAAUCACAGCAGCGGUCUAGUCAGUGUACCUUAUCUGGCUGGCUAGUUUUAUUUUAGCAAUUUGACUGAGCGGCAUUACGAUAACCGAGGGAAAGUAGACCAGCACCUUGAAGUGUGCUUUCGGCUUAAUAUUCAGCCCAGUGCUUAUGAUUUUUGGCAUAUUUUUUUCCCAGACUUAAAACAUGACAUCAGAUGCUUUGACGGCAUUAUGUAAAGCCAGAUCGUACAGACGGUCCCGCCGCCACUCCGAAGAGCGAUAAUAGUUCAUCAUAAAUGAACAUUUAACCACAUGUACGAGCCAAGUAUAACGUCAACUGCAUAUAUCUUAUCAGAAGCCUUCAACUGUUCCAUAAAAUUGUAAAGUUCUCCGCCUCAGAUACACAAAAAAGGGGUGAAUUGAACAGACCUCAAAAUUAAACUGACCUUCCACUUUGACAAGUAUUUUUAACAAUAAAUAUUGCAACUGCUUCAUUGUCAUGUUGGAAACCUGCUUCGUGCUGAAUUUGGCAAAUUUGACUUUUUUUAAUGUGGAAAAAGGUCAAUUUGAAACAAAUUGGUAACUUUUUUUAGCCCUUUGGUGACGGCCGGACAGCAGCGAAAAGACCGCAUUUUUCACCAACGUCUCAUUAGCAUAAGAAUGGCUAAAAAAUGAGUUUUUCAAAAAAAAAAACACAUGUUUUCCGACUAAUCUGGCGUAAUUAAGCAGCCUUUUUUUAUUUUUCACACAUGCGCAAAAGCCAAAAUUUUGACUUUUUUUUUUUUCGAAUCUAUUUCCAUCUUUUUCUCUUGCUCUCCUUUUUUCCUCUGCCUUUCUUCUUUAUUAGCAGCUUCGUUGCCCACUUUAUCGUCUUUGUUUUUGCAUGGAAUGGUGGCUGGCUAAUUUUUUGGAAAGGGAAAAAUUCAAUUUUCAAAUAGUAGUAUGCAAACAGCGAAAUUGGAAAUGGAUUUUUCCCCAAAAUGUUACCUUUUUUUGCGAGUGUAACUCUGUCAGGAUUGGUCAGGAUAUCCAAAACGAGGUAUCCCUGGAAAGAUUUGUCUUUGCUGACGUUGUUGCUUACCAUUUUAUUAACUUAAACUGAAACAAGUUUUAUAAGUUAUAAUAUCUUAACUUGAAAUAAACUUGUUGUUGUUGUUGCGUUGAAAGUAAAAGAGGUCCAGGAAGGAAAAUAUGCAUCGUUCCAUAUGGAACGAAAACGACUAACGCAGUCGUCGAAGGGUUAAUAGUGAACUUACGCAACAGGACGGGAGAGGAAAGAAGACGGCAAACCUUGUGUGACAAGCGUGACAAUAAUUUUAUUUGAAACAACUUUUCGCCAAACUUCACUUUCCUUUAAACAGAUCUUUUUGUAAAGGAGCAGAAAACCUUGGUGUUAAGUGAAGAUCACGACAAAACCCACAAGUGAUAGCCCUGUCACGUUUGUCACACACAGCUGUUUUGCCGUCCUCUUCUUCCUGCCGUCCUGUUGCGUAAACUCACUAAUUACUAUACGGCUACAAUAGUACGCGCGCUCUGAUUGGCUGUUUUCUUGUAAUGACCGGGCAUUACUAGCUACGUGUCCAAAGCAUAUACAAUCUGUGUUUAACUUGAUAGUGGAUAUCCCAAUGGACGUAUACUUCGUUUUCACUGUCACGCAGCAAAAAACAACAACUGAGCUGGAAACCGUCUAGUGGAAGAAGCCAAGAAAAUGAAAUGUUAUAAAAGACUAACAUAUAAACAAUCUGUCCAAGUCUCAGGUCUUUGUAGCCCAUAGUUUCUGAGUUACUUGCCGAAACGUUUCACGCACCUUUGUAGAGCUUUGUAUAUAUGGAGACGCCAUAUUGGGGUGUACCGUUUUGGUGCACCAAUAUAGCCGCCGGAAAUCAACAAAACAUCUGGAGUUCACUUUUUCUAUAAAAGCUCUUCCUUUUCACUCGGGAACUAGCGUACCUCUAAGACUUGAAACUGUUAUACUGCUGAAAAUCAAGAGCAGAGACUUUUUUAACGAGACAGCAUUCCUAUUUUGGAGUCACGCACUUUGAAACUGCUGUAUUAUCGAAAUGAAAUAUGCUACGGGAAUGUAAACUUGUACAAAGAUUUACCUUUUGUUUAUCUUCAACCUAGCGUAUUAAAUAAGAAUUCGUAAAACCUCGCCAUUUUGACUUUACUUCACGGUGAAAACCAUCUAUAUGUUAUGGUCACUGACCAGUGUCAUCUGACUGUAUCGCGGCCUCAAGUUUACAACUCGCUGAGUUGACGUCGCGGUUGUUUUAAAGUUAUCCACUCACCAUGUGUUGGUUAUAAUUGGUCGCAGGCUCAGGUCCACAAUGAAAAGAUCAUAUAAUAAAUAACUUAUUAACCUCGUCUGUUUGGUCUUUACAGGGAAAUCUCAGACCGAGACCUUGAUGUAUUGACCAAGCGAUCCCAAGCGAUAGGGACGUUUCAUAUCCAGGACUUAUAAUCUAAAUUAAAGAAAUCGCUCCAGUUGAUAAAAAAAUCGUAAAAUCGGAAAGAAUGAUACCAUGAUAAAAUCUGAAAAAGUGAAAUGAAAGACUUCUACCCUUUGAGUUUUAACCUUCUAACUGCGUUUUAAAAGUCGUUUAUUUAGUAAAGUUAGCUGUCCAGGAAAAAAGUUUUGGUGAUCGUAAAUCAGCAGGCACGUAAAUAACAUAAGACGCCAUAAUCAACCAUUGCUAAAUGAAAAAACCGUUAAAUAAUUAUUCUAAACGUAUUUUCGUUUAGGUCUUUUAGGAACAGAAGGUUCGUAGAACGAAAAUACUGCUCUGUUCUGCUCUGUACCUUAGAUGUAAAGUUUCCUUAAAGAGUUUUUCGCGCCUUAAAUCAGUAUGACGUCACCGAAAAACCCGUUGGUCGCGUCAUUUGUGCUGUGCUUAGGCGAAACGUUUUUGGAUAAAAGUACUUCAUUAGCUUGCAAUCAUUUCUGCGUAUAAAGAAGGCAAUAAUGACAGUUGAAACAACUGAGACAUUUCCGAUAACUCCUAGAGGUAAGUUAAGAAGUUGUUUUAACAAACCUUUUUAGGUCGUGCUUGAUUGUGCUUUUUUCUCCGUUGUAUCAAACUGAUGAAAGAAACUUUACACUUUAAAGGUUCACCUAAAUAGCGUAUUCAUUUUAAUUUCCCAGAAUUGCCAACGUUUGAAGCACAUCAAGAGCAAGACAAAAGCAAGGCCGAGCUUGGUUUAACUGAAGAACAGGUGGAAACGUUGAAACAAGUUAGUUCACUUGUGGGAAUGUUUCAACAAGAAGCCUUGAACGAGAAACAGACGCGGUUGUUAGCCCAACUAAAAGCUCUCGAAAAGGUUUGUGCGUUGUUUUUUUUUUUGCUACCUGUAAUACCGCAACACAUAAGCUUUAUAGUAAUGUCUUGUCGGAUUUAAGGCACUAAAUAUUACUGAAAGUGCAUGCAUGAUUUGCGCUAUUUUGAGUUUUUUCAAUUUUUAAACGUUGGGUUUACAUGGAGAAAUUUUGGUCCUCGUGGUACCCAAAUAUAGAAUGUUUGAGAAGGAAUUAACAGUGGCGGGCGACAAAAACGAACAUACGAUUUGGGCCCUUCUGCUCUCUUUACUCGCGUUAACAACCUCCUUUCAGCAGAAUUAUCACAAUAAUCAGCUCGUGGUAACGCCAAACGAAAUGAUCGGCCUUUAUUGCCGUGAUUAGCCACUGAACGACCCGCCGCUAUUUUUGUCUGUUUUUUCCCUAGUACUAGGAUCUUACUAGCGAAGGCAGUUUACAUGGUGCUAGGAUCUUCCUACUUGUCAGCUAAGAAGAUCCUACUACCAGGAAGAUCCCAGCUCUAGGAGCAAGUACAACCCUUCGCAUGUAAACUGAAUACAUAAAACAUAUGGCGCUAGGAUGAUCCGCCUUCUAGGAUCUUCCUGGUACUAGGAUCUUCCUCCCUUCAUGUUAACAGCGGUUAUGAUUAUAAAUGAGCCUAUCAUAAGCUUACGUUCAUUUCCGUUUUUCGCGGAUUUGCAGGACAGAUUGGCAACCGACGCUUGGAAAAUUAUUGCUGCUCUCAAAAAAGAAAAGGGCGACCUUGAGGCAAGUAUAAACACAUCAAAAUUAAUACCAACCUUUAUUUGAAUGCCUUUUACAUGUUAUAAGAACGUUUCAGUAGGAUUAUAUAUAAGAAACUAAUUUUUAUCAAAUCUAGACUCAAGUUGAGAGACUUAAAGCUCAAAACAGCAAGCUCAAUACAGAAAGCUUUCUUUCGCGGAGACAUAGUAGCAGGUAAACCAAUUUAAGCUUAUGUCAUGUACAUAUGUAUCUUAACUUCCAUUAAGAGGAGCAAACCAACACCAAUAACGGGAUCUAUACCAUGACUGUAGUAUAAAUUCCCAAUCAUUUUAAUAUUAAUUGAUAACUUACCUGUUAAAUAUUGUGAAAUUCUAGGCUUUCAGGCAACACUCGCGAAGUUCUGAUUGAAAGCAACAAUAGAUUUAAAGGUAAGAAAUUAGAUGUCUAGAUACUAACCCUUCCUAACCUUUUACGUUAGACUCAGAAUUUCCCAAAAUUUUGCAGCAUUGGUAGCAAUGAAACUUUUCGGGACAAAUGGUUGUUUUCAGGUUCUCUUUCAACAGUUUUAUAGGUUGCGUAACUGAAUCAGAGUUAUGAUUCAUUUUUUAAAAACAUUGACAUUUGGCUACUUCUUGGGUCUCCAUUGAGAAAAUUAGUUUAACUGCUCUGAUAUAAAUACUUCAAAAGUUCAUUAAAAGAAAUUUGAUAACAAUUUUCUUCUUUCUAGAUGAGCUAAGUAAGCUGUUUUGUAAAAUCUCUACUGUGCGCACAACUCAAGGUCAUCUAGGUGAUAAGGAAAUGAAGGAACAGCAAAGAGAGGUUAAAGAAUGUUUUUAUAUGUAUUUGUGAAUAUCAAGAUGAUUUCAUACACUCCGAUAAAUGGCAUGCAGAAAUUCAUUGAAAAAUUUGUUGGUUAGAACACCCGCCCGCCUCCACUCUUCUCUAGAUUCUGAUUGUAAGAUAUGGUACCCGAAAAGUUGACAGAACUCUCCGGAAACGAGAGCUGACCAUCCCAAUAAGGGAUUUUACUAUCUAACCUUACUUUAUCCCUGCUACAAUACACUACAAAUGAUCUAAGGAAUUUCCACGAAGCACAGAAGAUCACUUUUCUUGUGCUCCUAUUCGAAAUUUUAGUGUUAUCAAACUUGCAUAAGUUAACGAUGCUGUAGCAAUGCCUUUGGAUGUCAAUUCACAGCUAAAAGAUGUUGUAGAUACUGUCCCAUUGAGUACAAGCAGUAACAAGGAAACAUCGAAAACUGUGGACACAAGGUGAUACACUAGGUUAAUAUGUGUUGGUCAGUUUUUACUUUUCCUAUGAGUAAACUCUCGUGUUUAUAUUUAUUUAAUAAAAAAAAUAGCGUGAUUUACAACCCAGCGGCAAGUAGUAUAGCUUAAUUCAGGCUGAUAGAGCUCAGCGACUGUUAAUAAGUACAUUUUUCCUGGCUUUGUAGAAACCAAGAUGUUAUUCAUCAAGAGAAUGAUUCGGCUCAGGAUUCACCCGUCACACCUCCUCGAGGUAAUUUUUUCUGUUGUUUUAUUCCUACCUUUAUUACAGAACACCCUAUCUAGGGUAUUUGAUGGGUAUAAGCUUCCCUCCCAAAAUGCCCAGCUUCCCCCACAAAGACCCACAAGUAUAUUGUUAUCAUUACACUAUAUAAGUAACUACAGUCCACUCCCGAUGAUACGAACCUUCAAGGGAAAGAGAAAAUAGUUCGAGUUACCGGGAGUUCGAGUUAUCGAGGGUAAAAUUAUACCGAAAGCGAUCUGAAGGGAAACGUAAAUUGCUUCGAGUUAGCAGGAGGUUAGAGUUAUAGAGGGUUCGAGUUACGGGGAUUCGACUGUAUAUUGGAAAAAUUAUUCAGACGCGACGAGUUCAGCGCACAUGAACUAAGUAUUCCCUGUCUAAGGACAAUAUAUGACAAGGAAUAUGAUCACGACUAAAAAAUAAAAUAAAAUACCACUGUAACAUCUCUCAAAAUUGUGUCUCAAAAUGCACCAGAUUCCAUCUCAGCGCAUAUUAAUUUCAAAAAAUUUCCAUGCCCCCGGAUCCCACUAGAAAGCCCGUAGCCUUCGGCCACUCGGGACUUUCCUCCAAACGAUAAACCCUAGAUAGAACCCUGCCGUAUAAAACAUAUCCCCUAGCAAGGCUAGUCAAACUGGCUCAAAGUACAUAAUAGGGCAAUUAAGACGUAAACUGCCACCAUUUACACUGGCAUGUCUUACAUAAAGAUGCGCUUACCUUGGACGCACACAUGUGUGAGUGUUGCUAUUGGUUACCGCAAUCCAACAAAUUAAAUCCAGCUUGAUACCUAAUAGAACGACGCAUUCGUCUAACGUAAGACGAGAAGGUCAUCUUUACGAGGUUUUCUUCGUCUUAGCUAAGAUGGGCUUUAUCUAAAAACUGGCGUUACGGGCUGUUCUCCGUUUAUACGCGAAGUUCGCGUCUAAUGUAAAGGUGGAUUUCCACUGUCGUGUAAUUUUUACGUGCGUACGCAUAAAGUAGAGGCAAUGUAUGGAAGGUCGUGCAUAAACGUUAAAGUUGAACCUCGCUCAACUUCUGCGUUUACGGACGGCCUUUCGUACAUUGUCUCUAUUUUAUUUACGCACGUAAAAUUUAACGUAUUUUACUUGACAGUAGAAAUCCACCUUAAGACGGGUCAUAUUUUCCCGCGUGUAAAUGGUCGUACAGGUCUUACCUAUUCAACAGCAACAAACCUGUACCAAAUUGCGUUGGGGUCUUUUGUUGACCUCCAUCAGUAUAGCUUAGACUCAAGAUACAAAGACGGCAGACUGACUGAUCCAAAUUGAAGUACUGUAGUCAUCAUGGUCAAAAUAGAAAUCUAAACAGUGAGAUGGUAAAUAAAUAAAUGAAUAAAUAAAUAAAUAAAUAAAUAAAUGAAUAAACAAUUGCCACAUAUUUCCGUUUCUGGUUUGAAACUUCUUGCUGUAUCACCUUCACAAAUAAUUACGCAGCUGACUCAAGGACAAAAUAAAUCAGAGGUGAAUUAAUAAGUUCAUCAAUAAACGUCCCUGAAAAUACUUCCUGUUAGUUUCUUGAGCUCUGAAGCUGGUGGUUUAAACAACCGAUUUUUUGGCGCAUUUUCUCUUAUGACGAAGGCUGAGAUUUCGCUGCAUAUAGGCCAUGAAAGGUAGUAUUCCCCGGGCUAUCAAUAAGAAGACCCAAUGGGACUAUCAUUUUGGCUUCUUGUAUCAUCGUCCUUUUCUUUAUACGCUUUUUAAACUGUUCUUGUCGCUGCCUUCUGGUGCAAAUCUUAACAUCGUUCGCAAUAAACAACGUUCAGGUUCUUGGUCAAACUGAAAAUGGGUCAAAAUGCGGUGUUAAAAGCAUUGGCCUAGUUCAGUCUUUUUACUGAACCUGUCUAUGGGUAAUAACUAGUAACUACGAUCGCCUAAAAGUCAGUCUUACGUGUUAUUAUCGGAAGGAACAAAGAUGGGGAUUAGAUUUUACAUUGCGGAUCACGUAUUGGUUGCUUUUUUAAAUGUUGCAGAAUUUCGCGAUCCAGUUGCUGGAGUAUGUGGUCUGGAGAAUCUUGGUAACACUUGUUUUGUGAAUGCUGGCUUGCAGUGUCUCUUCAGUGUAGCCCCAUUCUGCCGAUUCUUUUUAGGUUUGUGUUCUUUGACUUCCCUGCCUGAGCUAAGUGUAGCUAAGUGUUGUUUAACUUGACGAAACAUUUGCAGACAUUUUACUUCCUUUAUUGUUUAGGUGGGGGUCACAACACAGUAACUCAUAAAAGCCCUAAAGAAAAUCAGGUAAAACUAAAGUUAAAAUCUUUCAAACUUUAGAGACGAUCAGUACAUUCAUCGUAUUAUGCUGUUGACUUUUGUUGCCAAUCCUCCUCUCUUUUUCGAUACUCUGAAGUGUUUCGAGAAAUUCUUCAGUAUUACCAAGUUGCGUUGCUAAAUCUUCCACAACAUACCUCUACGUCGUUAUGUGUAGGAUCGGUGGUCUUAACUCCUAGCAUGUCGGCGUUCUGAAAAUAGUCUCUUCUGCCCGGUCGUCCGGUACAAGUAGAUUUUCAUGCAGUGGGACAAGUAAGUUUUUUGAGCUCAAUGCCCAGUGGUCAAAGGUCCGUGAACAAGUCAUCUCGUGUAACUAGAUUACCUACUAAGCAAGCAAUGGUCUCUGGGAAAGGAAAAUGCGAGACCUACUUUUCCAAAGAAGAGGCUGCAAUUAAACUUUUUCCAAGCUCUGGACAUCUAUCCCUUUGCCACUACAUUAAAAGUACAAGUUGAAGUGGUUUCUUUGUUAUCUUUGGUUUCAGGUUUCUUUGAGUAAGCACUUGGCUGAUUUAGUUAAGAAGGUUUGGAGUGGGUGCUAUCUACAGUGUGAUCCUAGUGAGCUAUAUAAAGCAAUAACUGCGCACUUCCCUACUCAGCUUAACAGGCAGAGACAGGUGACAGAAAAGUCCAUAAUAUUCUCUGUCUUUUUUUCAGGGGGGAGGGAAGGAUGCAGUACUUCUAUUUUUAUACUCCAUAUCUAUCAAAAAUGUUUUACAGGAAAUUAUUUCUAUUAGGAAGAGUUGUUCUUGUUUUUUCAGCAUGACUGUCAUGAAUUUCUUGCACUAUUUCUUGAUGGACUUCACCGGGAACUCAACUGUUCAACCUUACCAUCGUUAUUUCCUGACCAGUCUGAUAACAACGUUAGUGCAGAAGAGAAGUGGAGGUAAGAUGAGGUAUUCAUUAACUCAUUCCAACCCUAUAGGUGCCUUUACACUCAACAGUAAAUGGUAAAUCCUUGCAAACUGAAUUGCAGUCGUACAAGCGCUACGAAUUUUUUAGUAGUGAACGGUCAUUCACCCCCCAACCUAAAUAUGAACAACUUUUAAACCAAAGUCCUUCAGUAUGUAACACACACAUCAUAUUAGAAACACCUUAAAAAAAGCUGAAUAAAGUGCCGUGGAAUUCGUGUAACUCGGCUUUAUGCAACUUGUUUAAUGCUUAUUGUUGUGACUUUGCACUAAAAAAACACAAGUUUUAACAGCUUCGCAAAGUUUUAGUUCUAUAGUUAGAAUAAGUCUAAGGAUGGAUUUCUAACUUUCGCGUAAUUUUUACGUGCGUACGCGCGUAAACUGUACCGUGACAUGCCUUAAUGAAAUAGGGGCGAUAUAUGAAAGGCUUCGUGUAAAACGUAAAAGUUGAACGAGGUUUAACUUUUACGUUUACACACGACCGUCCAUGCAUUACCUCUACUUUAAUUACGCGCGUUUUUAGAUCAACCUUAAGGCAUAGUAUACUGUAAAUCACUGGCCUUAUACAACUUCGUCAGGUGUUUCAGAGAGCUUAUAAUUAGGGGGCUUAUAACCGGACUAAGAAAAUAACGUUUGAAAACAAGCUACUUAGAAUUGCUGGUCAAAAUACGAAUUCAUUUCAAUACAAGCUAGAGGGGGCUUAUAACCGGAUGUAUUUUUUGUCUUCGAAGUAGAUAGAUAGAUAGAUAGUUUAUUAGAAAAUAAUAAAUAGGCAGCCAGAGGCCGAAUUGCGUAUUUACAAAUGAAACUAAGCUAAAAAUAGAAUAAUUUACAAUACAUCAAUAUUAAAAAUAUUAAAAAUUCAUGGAUAUAAUAUAUAAAAGCAUUCAAACCGAAUCAUUUAAUUGUACUUUAGACAGGAUGACAAAAUAAAAGUGUUCUCAAAAAUGUCUUCACGUAGAUGGGCCUAUAAAUAGCAGGCUUAUAAGCGGGAGUUUACGGUAUUUUUACAAAGAAAAUAUAGGUAGAGAAGGGUGACUGAAAAAUUAAUUUGCCAGUUUCUGCUCGCGUAACCUCUCAAAAUGAAGAGAAAAAAGUAUUGCAAUUUGUUUGUUCAGCCAUUCAUACAAUAACGAUAUUUUCAGACAAUACACGAUGAGCAAUGAAUCUCUUAUUGUGGAUACUUUUCAAGGGCAACUUCAGAGCAAGGUGAGUCUUCUGCGGGUCACGGUCCAAAGCUGUUCAUAUAUGUCGUACAAUACUACCCUCUCAAUACGUUUAUUCAGUUUGGCUUUGAAGAAUUGCAAAGUACAUCACUAAUAAAUAGAUUUAGCUAAGGCUAAAGGCGAAGCUUCCGUUAAUAAUCUACUGCACACAAUAAACUUGUAACUACAGUGGAAGCUCUCGUGAGUGGAUACCCUCUUGACGCAAAAAGGUGUCCGUAACUGGGGCUGGCCGUUGACGGGAAUGUAAAUAUACAGAAUUUGCAUGGGAGUUAGGAAAAACGAGGUUUUGUGAAGUAGAGCUGUCCGCUUCCUGAGUGUCCAUUUGGAGAACCUCUACCUGUAUUACAAAGAAAUCCGCCUGGAGUUGAGCCUGCGAUUAGUUGAAAAAUAAUAACUUAUCAGCGGAUAACAUAACAAAACUCGCCUCGAUAUGUCGACAUCUGAAACCGCGAUACAGUCAUAUGAUACUGGUCAGUGGGUAUGAAUUGACCAAAAACAUGGAUGUGCAAUAUCAGGUUGUAGGCUCCCACAGUAGACAGAAGGUGUGACAUUUUACAUCGGAUGCCCUGUGGUGCGGACGGACAGAUGGACGUACGGUCAAGUGACUACCAAAAUUUCUCGGAUAUUUACUUUGCUUUGCGGUGCUGCGUUCGCGUGCGCACCGUAGAUAGCAACGGUAGCAUAGAUAGCACCGCUAUCAUUUCUCAAGUGCAUUUCCAUCAACUUAUGUUUGGAUCCACUUUUGUCUUCUCAGGUCACUUGUUCCAACUGCAACCACGAAUCAGUUAAAUAUCAGCCGUUUACUUUUCUUUCUGUUCCAAUCUUGAGUGAAUCAUAUCACACAUUUGGUAAAUAUAGUUAUUUUAAUCUAGAUCUCUCAAACCGCCAGUGUUUUAAGUGACUGGGGUUUCAAUAAUAUAAAAACAUUUCAAUCAUAAGUUCACCCUUCCUUAAUAUCAGCUCCAGGAGCCGAUCGGCUCUUGACAGCUCUAAGAAGUACAUUUAGAGCCCACGGAGUAUUUUCUUAAGAUAAAAUGCUAAAAUGAUCAAAUGACUGUUAAGGCGUAUAUGUCUAUGUCUUGGGAUAAGAUAGUGAAGAAUUGAUGAAUAAUUAACCUAUGUAUUUAUUUUGUUUUUCUUAGUUGUCACAUGGGUUUACAGCUACACUCCAAACACAAGUCACGGAAACACGCUGUCAGCAGUCAGGUAUGUUUUACUCUCAAACUAAGCAGAAGCGUGCUAUCAUUCUUGCUCCAAAAGUGCGUUCUGUAAAUAUAUCAGAGGUGUAAUUUAACCAAAUCCACUCGUUGGUUAGUGUGGAGCUUAACAUUAUUUAGCAAUAGGAAAGAACCUCUGGUACCCAGUGUCAGUACUGGCCUAGGCUGCCAAUUUAAAAAUAAAGUUGCCUGUUUCAGGCUCUCAGAUAGUAGGGAUAACGCUAGCCUGCGAUCAUACCCUCUCCCUUUGUCUCUGUAAUCUGUUUUCUGUUUUCCUUCUUGAGCCAAAGAAGCAGAGAAGCAAAAAAAAACCGCCUGAUCUCGUCUCGGGUUAGAAUUUUCGGAACAUUUGUUGUAAAAUUUCUUGCUUGCCUGCCUCUCCUAUGAUUUUCGAACAUCAAAAAAAUGGUAUAAUUGCCUAUUUUUAACGGAUUUUUACCCUAAAAAGGUCACCUAGAAUUUUCGGGAGCCUUUUUUCUGGCUGAAAUUUUCGAAAAGGUAAGUUUUGAUCCCUAUAAUUUUCGAAUCACUAGGCUUUCAGCUAGGAAAUCCNAAAAAACUUCUCAUGUCUCUCAUAACAAACUAAACUACAAAAGAUAUAGUACAUUUUAAGUGCACGUUUAGUAUCCUCAAAGGUCAUUUCGGGCACUUUUACAUGAAAAAAAUAUCUUGAAAGCUACUCCUACAGAAAGGUUAUCAUACAAAUUUUCAAUCUCCACCUUAUGUGCUAUCAAUUCGCAGCAAUCAUCCUUUGUCCCUCGAAUUGGUACCAAAAUCAGGAUUGGCCCAUGGACUAAUCUUAGUGAACUCACUUUUUUGCGGUUGUUUCAUGGGAUCCCAUGAAAGGAAAAGGUAAAGUGAUAAACUAAAAUACAUUUUGUUUUCUGUCGUAGAUAUAAAGUCCAAGUGACCAAACCAAGCACCGUUCUUAAAUUAAAAAGCAACUUCCUUUCCCUGCUCACAGCUGAGAAGGAGACGCCACAACUAAAAGACAUCGUGGUGUGCGUGGUGAGAAACAGCCAAAUAAUCUCGAUCAUGGUAAGUCCGUUUGCUGCUUAAAACAUCCGUUUUGUGAGUUCUGUGCAGUUCAGAAGGUUUUACGGUUAUCUUCGUGAAUUGGCAAGGAAAAAACCGCUUGAAUAAUCUAACUUAAUCUUCAUUUUUUUUCUUUUACGACUGAAGGAGGACGGGCAACAAUUAACACCAUUUACCGACCGUCGCAGUAAAUUGUAUAUAGUUAAACCUUGCCAGGUACCCGAGUCUCCUUAUGUGCAAGAAGACGAAAAAAGCACCUCAUUUUCCUGCCUCGCGGGGAGAGACUCCACCGUGUUCUAUUCACCUGACGUUGCCAACACCACAGAAUUUAUGUCAGCACUUGAUGAACUUCAAAGUGUGUCUUCACCAGUGAGUAAAAACCAUCUUACCAGACUGGUGAACCCUGAUACCAGCACUCCAAAGACACCCAGACAGAGAACACGUGCAUCAAUAUCAACCGUAUAUCACUUAAGUGGCACAUGCUGUAUCUGUUUGGAGGAAAAAUUAUCAGAUAAAGAACUCAUUUCACACGACAAGUGCGGAAGUUUGUUUUGUCGCCAGUGUCUACAGGUAGGUGCAAACCAACCUUGGAAUUGUUGAAUGAUGAGUUUAAAAUUCAUGACAUUGCCUCCAGAUCGUGGUGUCAUGUAAGAUGAUGAGAUCACAUGCUGAAAAAAAAAAGGAGCAACAGAGCAUUCGUAACAGAGGAUUCGGAUAAAAUAUCUGCCUACCCCUUCCAUGAUCGUUCACGUUAUAUGCAAAAUUCUUCAGAUGUGCGUGGUACUAAGUACGGUUAAAUCAAUAUUGUGAUUACCGGCGGAAGAAAUUUUUGCACAAAAGACCUGGGGCCGGUUGCUCGAAGCCUGGUAAGCGCUAACCGUUGGUUAAGAGGUAUCAAAAUGUAUAGGUUUCCAUGGUAUUUAACGCUGGUUAGCACUAACCAUGCUUCGAGCAACCCGGGCCAGGCCGCACUUAAUUAUUCUUUUAAAUUUAAUUUUUAAACAUUUUUGAGACUGGAUUGCAGAGAGAUUGACCAUGGUGCAAGAAGAUAUAUUUAUGAGCAUGAAAAUUUGUCUUUUGUGGCAGGAUGCUGUGGGUGGUGCUGUUGAGAAUCAUUUGUGUUGCCCGGUAAGUGCCGUGCAAAUUCUACAAUGCACCACGUACGACUCGUCUGCGUGGUGGUAGUUGGGUUGUAUUUCCAUAGGUUCUUUCUUGUGACGCCCACAGCAUGGUUGUCUUACUUGUUCCUAAUUGCCAGAUGACAAGAAUCACAUAUUAAAUUAAAUUAUUAAAUUAAUUUUAUUUAAGCUCGAUAGCGUGAGGAGUGGUUGCCCAAUCUCCCGAGCCCGGGGCUAAUGUAUUAAACGCUCGAGCAUUCCGGAUCGAAUUGGAACUUAGAAAUGUUGGUUUUUGCGGAGAGGGGAAAACCGGAGUACCCAGAGAAAAACCUCUCGGAGCAGAGAAGAGAACCAACAACAAACUCAACCCACAUAUGACGUCGAGUCCGGGAAUCGAACCCGGGCUUUAUUGGUGGAAGGCGAGUGCUCUCACCACUGCGCCAUCCCUGCUCCCCUAUUGGGUUGAUCUUUUUGGUAGGCACUUUGCAAUAAAUGCUUUUUUUACUGACGAAGCAUUCCUUGCUUUGACGUCUAAAAGUCUUGAAAAAUGAGUAGGUUUAGAUGACCUUCUACGAGGUGUUGGCCUUUUUGUACUUAAGUUCAAAUAAAACGACUAUCCAACUACCAAGUCAAAAUUUCACCCCUAGCAGAAAUAUAUUCUCAGUUCACCAAUGAUAACAUUUUAGAUGAAAGGCUCUUAUUAAAUGUGGUAUUUUUACCCUUUAAUCGGAGUGUGCCAGUCGUGGAAGCCGAUUGAUCUUUGAAUGCUUAGGAACUGCCACCAUUGCUGGCCAUAUUACGAAACUUCGAUGAUAACGAGUUUUUCACUUGUGUUUGUUGGAACGUAUUGUUUACUCCGACAGAGAUGCGCUAAACAAGCAGCAGUCACUCUGCCGCGGCGUGAACUGGAACCCGAUAAACCCACGAGGUAUUAUUAUUCAAUUGUGUACGCCCAGUUCCUUAGAGAUGAAAAGAAACAAAUUUAUAUCUUACAGGAUCAUGUACCCCAAUCAAUCAAUCAAUCAAUCGAAAUUUUCUAUAUUUUAAAACAGUUUUAUGUUAGCACGUACGUAUUUAGCUCACUAGACGUUACGUGGAUAAAUAAAAUGAUCUACCUGAAUCUUACUUUGUUAUAACGCUCUUCAAACUGCAAAAUCCAAAACGGUCUAUUCCAAAUUAAACCCAAUCAAGAAAGUUUCCCGCAGCUGCUUCAGCCAUGAAAAGACAAAUCAAUCAGCUUUUUGUAAAAUUUUAGCUUCGCCAUAAAUUUUUUUUAAGGGAGUUUAGGAGUGCAAAGAUGAACUUCGUCAAAUCAGUUAACUUCGUGGAGAAAUCUCAAUGGCUGUUGAUGGUCAAUUUGGUGAAACUUUGUAUUCUUUGAUGGUUAGCAUUUGUUUUUUAUGUAUCUUGUUUCUUUGGGUUUUUUUCCUUUUUUCCAGCUCCUCAUCAAGAAAAAGCUCAGUAUAUCAGGGGCGGAUCCAGGAUUUUUCUUAGGAGGGGGUGCACCACUAACUGACCGAUGACGUGAAAAAUUUUAAAAGCGAAUACGAAGAAGAGGGCUUUUGACUAGGAAAUAACAUAAUGUGAACUACUGAGAAUACAUAUCAAACGAUAGAGCAGAUUUUGUAUGUCUGUCAAGCGACUGCACAGUGUUAAUUAGAAAGCGGCCGCAGGUCAUCCCAGGGGGGGGUGCGCACCCCCUGCACCCUCCCCCUGGAUCCGCCCCUGUAUAUAUUCCUUUAUUUGUUUCUCACCACUGAUGUGAGAAAAACCAGCAAAGCGACGAUAUCAAAGAAUUACUUCAAAUUGACCUUUUUAUGUUUUAAUGCGCGCGUUGUGUUGUGAUUGUAGGAUGAUUCUUGUUCCAGUUGUCUUAAGGAGGUUCGAGGAGGAUUCUAAGGUAUUUAGAUUGAUCCUAAACCUAAUCUUGUUAUCAGGAAACAUGGGUAGUUGGUUAUAUUGUGAUAACAGCAGUACAUUAAACGUCCCGUUUAUAUGGCUUCCGGUCAAAAAUGUCUACUUAACAGGGUAACACGAAGAAAGACUACGAACUACUCUUAUUCUUUUAAAGACGUUUAAAACUAACUUUUGGAGAGCUUGUCUCAUUUGAGCUGAAAAUAUAGAAAACAGCUUGUUGCAUGCCGAAAAGGAAUGACUUUUAUCUCUCUCUAGUAUAUAAAUUUUUCUUUACUUGAUAAUACUAACAAGAAUAUUUCCCAGUUUGUAAUGCUUUUAUCUGACCACAUAAGUCGCAGAUUUUACUAAAUAAUGCAUUAGAUUUAAGGGGGUACAUCUAUUCGUUGUCUCGUAUGUACCAGAUGUUCCACUUUCAGCUCUUCUAUAUCCGAAUGAAUUGUUUCCGUUGCAAUGUAAUUUGUGGUUAUACGUCCAGGUUGGAAAGAAACCAUUUACCUGCAUUCCCUAGCACUUGUUGCUAUAACUCUGUAGACCAGUUGGAAAGAGAUUUUGCUUGCUUUAUGGCAGUUAUAACUCUAUUGCUAGAGUAAUGAUUGUUCCUUUGUUCGUGUACUUGACAGUCUCGUUACAUUAAAUAACAGACGGAUUAUGUUUAUUUUAGACAAAGAGGCUAUUUGGACAUCCUAACCUGAUAAUAGUAUCCAAGAACUUUCGUGGAAAAGAUUUGUACGCAUUCGUAGAAAAAAUGUUACCUGAGCCAAUAAGACAAGAGCAGGAUUCAGCCUCACUUCCGGCUUUUACUUUGCAUCUAGUAGAGCAACAGGUGAGUGGUGCGUUUAUUCAAGGCGCCCUAGAAGAGAUUUUCAGUAGCACUCAGGGUAUUGUAACAUUCUCCUUACGUUAAUAUGACGUUGAUACAGCUACUUAAGCAAUUUUUGCACACAUAAUUGCAGCCAAAAUAUACGGCAUUUUGUAUAUAUGUAUUUAAUAAAAGAAAGAAUUUUAUUUUUUUAUGUAGCUAAAGCAAAAUAAAGUUACAGAUGGAGUUAUCCAUCUGUAACUACGUUACGUGAAUUUUGCAAAAACUGUUAGUAAUCUAUAUUUCAAUGUUUUCACUAUAUUAAGAUAAUCUAUACACUCAUUCAUAGGGACGGCACUGUUCACGCUGUACAAGAAUAACUGGCUGUGGUGGUUGCCAAGUGAAUAAGGAGGCCAUUCUUAAUCUCCAGACAUGUGACAAUCUAGCGGUGCAACUAAAAACCAUUGGUCGCUGGGAGGCAGAAAGGGUGAGGAGAGCAUUAAAACUGGUACCAACGCAUAUCAGCAGCCGUUAUUAUGGUACUGUAAGAAGCACAUAACACAAAUGCAUUCGACAACAGAAGGAAUAUUUGCCAUCUCUGCACUAUGGUUGUUUUCAUUGCUCUUAAUAUCUUCUCUUGUAUUUAAUUGGUGAAUUUCUAAUUAUUUACUGAUCCAGUAAAUUAGUAGUUCACUGCUGACAAGAACAAAACCAUCUUAUUUUAGUUUUUUGUGUUCUCUUUUUUUCUCUACGAUUAUAAAACGGUCAAUACCCUUCUUCUCUGUGGAGUAUUCAGUGUAUUUUAAAGUCGUAAAUUUUCAGUAUGGCCUAUCACUAAUGAGAACUGGUCAGCAUUAACUUGUUUCACCAAAACUUUAUUAGAUGAGUCGUUGUACUGAGCACGAAUCAAUUUGGAAACCUCGAAAAAGAGAAGAUCCUCUGAAGCUGGAGCACUGCUUAAAACGGUUUGUAGAAAGGUGCGUCAGUCAUGCAAUCCAACACGGUGGUAAGCGAGGGCGACUUCAUUAUUCAAUUGCUCGUUACGACUCAGUUUCUAUACAUAGUCCUGAGAAAUUUUACUUGGCAUUAUAGCGGAGCCUCUGCAAGAGCGCCAAGCCGCGCCUGCUAUAGAAAACGGAAACCUAUACCGAUGCGAGAAAAUUUGGUUAUGCCGUCAGCGUACACCCGUCCGCCCCGUACGCACUGGCAGGGAGGGACGAGCAGAUUCUGAAAGGGAGGAACGGUGAAUCCAAGACAUGCAGCUUGAGUUUGUCUUGGCGAAACGUUAAUCCUUUCACCUAGAGGAAGCCAAUGUAGUUUUUACAGAAAAGACAUUGAAUUUUUUUUGUUUGACUUACGACAAAAAACUUCGGAAAAUAUAGUUUUAAGGAUGUGCUUUUAGCUUGGUCACACUUUCCAAAGAAGCUUACAUAUAACUGUUCCAUUCCCGGCCAGAUAGAAAGAAAACAUAAUAAACUUAUAGCGAACACAAAGGUCGGCCCGAAUUUUCUUUUAGGUCUUCCCUAUCAGGGAGCUUUGGUAACGACGACGGCAAUGACAACGAGAAAUGCAAACGUUUUUUAAGAAGAACAACAACUUUACACGUGUAUCACGUGUUUCUUUGUCGUCAAUGCACGAUUACGACGUGAAAAUGUCUAAUUACACGUUUCAUGGAGGACGUAAACAAGCGACGGCGAAUUUUUCUCUCUCUUUCUAAACUCUAGUGCGGUCCCCAAGAAAUCUAUUCCUGGAGAAUUCUCCUACGUUUGACAUUUUCAGCGAAUUGCAAUGAACCCGAGAAGGUUUGAAGAAACGCGAAUUCAUUUUAAAAGCGACGUUUUCGCUGAUGUUCCGUGACUCUAGAAAUCGUAACCUGUAAAUUGGCUGCCACCAAAGAGUAUUGUCAAUUAAAAAGAUUUUUUGCUAUAAGCAUAAGACUCUUAGCUUAAUGGUGUUUUCAUUUCAGUUGUAUUUAUCGGAUAUUUUCUCUUAAUCACCCAGCCCCUCCCUGUAAAAGAGUAUUCUUUUUAGUAGGUUAGAGUUUAUUAUAUUUGAGUUAAUUGCUUUUAUUUAUAAGUAUAUAAACGGAGGCUUCGUUCAGUUUAGCCCUGGCUAAAUCUAUGUAUUAUGAUAGUUGUCCUAGUUACUAAUAUAUUCAAAGAAAAGAAGAGUCAGCUUAAAAGUACACUCAGGCGUUAUGACUCCCAGCUUAAUGUAAUGUAAUUUUGUUUUCUUUUGUAGCGAGAAAUUACCCGACUCCUGGUUUUGUCAAAAGUGCCACGAGGAAAGAAAUGCUUUUAAAGCGCUUUCUAUCUGCAGAUUGCCUGACACUCUUAUAAUUCAUCUUAAAAGGUGAGUUAUUUAAUUAUCUUGAUGUACUCUAAAAAACAUGACUCGAAGAUUAGUCAGAAAGAUUAUCGCUGCAGCUGUGUCAGAGAAAGCAUCUUUUUCUUUUCUUUACGCGGAUGAAGUAACGAAAAGCUGGACUUUAUACCUUUACUGAUCAUCUUUGUAGUGAAAGUUUACUGGAUCAUUUGGCUAAACUAUACAUGUCUUUUGAACAACAGGUACACUCAAAAUGGUGUCAAGAUUACCACUCCAGUAGAAUUCCCUCUAGAAGGACUUGACGUGUGUGAAUACACUCAGCUAGAAGAUUGUCCACCGGAACAGUUCCUGUAUGAUCUGAUUGGCUGUGUUUGUCAUCAGGGAAGUACGUAUCCUACAAAUAAAAUGAGGCUUUCUACAGUGCCCUUUAAAUGUUAGUUGAAUGAAUGGCGUGAGAGUGUGAGACUGAAUUAGAUACUCGACCAUUGUAAAAAAAAGACGUUUGCAAUAAGUACGAAGCACGCAAUAACGCAGGGUAAUUGAUCUAUUUUAGGUUACUCCAGCGGUCAUUACACGUCAUACACCAACACAAAUAAAGUCUGGUACCGAUAUGAUGACUGCCAUGUCACCAAGGUAACGGAAGGAAAUGAAAACUCUCUCUACAGUUUCUGUGUUCAUCUAAAGUUAUCCUUGAGCUGUCUGUCCUUGGCCAAAAAUUGGUAUUAUCCCCAAGGUUCGCGGCAUUCUUAUGCACCUAUCAAUGUUAUCAAAAGUAGGUUGAGUUUGAUCGUCCGGGUGAACGUAGUCCUGAAUAGGACUGUUGUUGUUGACAGUUACUGACGUUUCGACAACCUGUGCUGUAGUCAUCUUCAGAGUCAAAGUGAGUUGUAUCACGUCAGUUGAUGGUAUUAUACUCUGGUUAUUGAAACCAAUAACAAUAAUAAUAAUCAAUAACCAGAGUAUAAUACCAUCAACUGACGUGAUACAACUCACUUUGACUCUGAAGUAACAGUCCUAUUCAGGACUACGUUCACCCGGAAGAUCAAACCCAAACUACUUUUGAAAUGACUCCUGGGUUCAAACCUUUCACAGUUUUAUCAAUGUUAUGCCGGCAGGGGUGGGGGGGGAAGCAGGGCAUGGGGUGGGAAUUUGAUUGUCUUUGUUGGCCCUGUGGUGGGGCAUUUGACUGAUCUUGUCCUCCCAGGGGAUGGGAUAUUUGAAUCUUUCUUCGCCCGACGUGGAGAUUUUAGACUGCCGACUCGGACGAAAAAAACUGAGACCGAACAUAUGUUUCUCGCUUGCACGCUUCACGCAUGCGCCGUACGGUCUGGAAAACUCAUGGAGGCCAACCAUUCUCGUCCCCAGAGCCCGUCGUUUCUUGGUCACGUGGUAGGGAAACGAGGGGCUAGCCACUGGUCGGUUGCAAAUUAAAGGUCAAAUGAACCAAAAUUUCGACAUUUUUUAUUUUAGUUCAUUUCUAGUGAAAUGUGUUUAAUAUGAACCAAAUAAACAUACUAUGAAGUUUCAGCUCAAUUGAACCACUUAUCUCCGAGAUAUUCGCAAUUAAAAAUUGCUGUUUUUUGGCCCUUAUCUUCGUAGAACGGUCGGAAAAAUUGUCGGAAAAAACAGCUUGUGACGUCAAUGUUGGUCAGGUGAAAAGGGCGGGAAGGGAAAUUCAAAACAGAGUUUUUCGAGUCGACUUGGCGCAGAAGUGGUUUGUGCGGCCAUAAACCUGGAAAGAACAGGCAAUUUGUCUUUAAAAGUUGCAAGCUGUGGUUAUAACCUUCUUAUUAUUUAAUUUUCUCGAAGAGUACAUCAUAGUAAAACGGACUUUAACGACAUUUACUAAUUUCCUUGAGUUGUACUGGAAAUGUGCGUGCGUAAGUCCGAUUUUUUUCAAGAUGCAUUCACAAAAUGUGUUCAUAUAAGGAAAUUCCUGGAUAUAUAAGGUCCGGAGCUCCACCGUGGACACAAAUAUCUGCAUAUCACAUAUUAUCUGCCCAAAGAAAUUCAAGUUUGUCCACAAUGUGUUUGAAGUCACUGAACUUUGUCGCACUCGAGCUGAUUUUAAAACCCACGCUCGAUCGGACACUUCUAGCUUCGCAGAUCACUAAAAUAUAAACAAAAUCCUCAAUGUAGAAGUUUUGGUGUUGAUAUGUUGGCAGAAAAAGAGUUAAUCUUUAUCUAGUAAAUCUUCCCCAAGAUCGGUUUCGAAGCAACCAUAGUUUUUUAAACUUGAUCGUUUCGCGCAGAUUAAUUUUGCUUUGUGUUGUCAAGUUGAACAUGCAUAACACCUGUUAAAAACCUACGCGUAAGUAAGAUUUCCUUCAAACAAAGUUAAAGUUAUAUUAUUGCAAAAACGUCUUUCCAAUUAUAUAUAAGAUUUAAUUACCGAUAGAGGUCACUUUAAGGACCAUAGACACUACUUUAAGCUGGCAAAGAGAUGCGACAAGCAAAGAGAAAUUCCAUCAUGCAUGAAAUUCAGCUUACGUGAACUAAAAAAAGCUUCAAUAAGGUUGCAAAACAACAAAUUUUCAUCAAAAAAACAUAAGGCUUAAGGCUCUUUUACCUGCUGACAACGAAGUGAGCCAUGAUUCCGACUACUUUGCUAGAUUAGCUACGUUUUUUAGUAAUAACUGGUCCAUGCGAGGGUCUUCAUUCAAGCAAAUUAAACUCAGCAAACUGAAUCAUUAGAAAAUACAGAAAACUGCACAUAAGGAUUUGUUUUGCUCGCUUCAGUCAAAUCCAGCUCCAGCAACUGUUUACGCGGGCAAAGAGUCGAUUGUUUUGGAGUCACUGCCGGCAGUUGUCAUUCUCCGCUACUUCACAGCGAGUGAAAGGAAAAUUUGCGUACAGAAAGAUAACAAAACUAUGUAAUUAAAACCGAAAAAACUAAAGGAAAAAAACUCUGACUAUUAUUACUUGAGCAACAGAAAAAUGAUCGAAAUAGUAGUUUCUUCUCGAGUAAGCUUGAUGGCCUUCUAAAGUUCCAAGGAAGUUUUAAGCGCUCAAGUUUGUUCACUCGCAAGUGUUAGUAUUACGAUUCUUUGACAUAAGACAAGGAUAAAGUUGGUUCUGCAAAGGUAAGUAAAUCUGGGCAUGUAAAAAAGUAACCGUAACUACUAAUAACAGAAUACGAGCAGGUUUUAAUUCAACCUGGCGAAAGAAGGCGAAGCACUGGACACAAAAUCAACUCACAAAUCGAAUGUACAAUUAUCAGAAAAAUACAAACCUGUUUGUAAAUGUUCAAAACGUUUUAUUCCACCUCAGACUGACGGAAUGAUCUGUUCAGUUUACUCUAACAUUGGUUGUUCUGAAUCCAAAGUAUUUUUCAAGUGACGAAAAAACAACAACAACAACCAAAACAAAAAAAAGCCUUUACAAGGAGCAAAGGUUCGCACCUCGUGUAUUUCAUUCAGUCUCAGUCAGAACUCUCACAGAACGAGACAAACAAACGCAGGUGAUAAGGGAUGCGCAGAAGCUUGCGCAGAACGUUUUUCCCCCCUGAAAGACCAACAUUGACGUCAUAGUCUCCAGUCUGUCACGCGGCCAUUUCAGAAACGUUUUCGUGAAGUUUUCGGAAAUGCUCGGAUUUUGAUCUUUUAUCUUUCUAUAAAGGCUUGGGAAGAAAAAUCUUUACCCAAAUCUCACUUAGGAUGGUUCUUUUUAGUGUUUGGUGAAGGUAAAGCGAGAAAAGAAAAUACGUCAAUUUUUUGGUUCAUUUGACCUUUAAGCCGAGUGGUUCUGGGGACGAGAAUGGGAGGCCAACGGGAACAAGCGAAAGCUGAGUGGAUUUCACUGUUUUGUCUUCAAAUUCCGUUUGUUUUAGCGUGUUUUUGAUCAACUGAACCUCUUAAGAUCCUGUGGUAUCAAAGUAAACGGAAGUAAAGAGAAACCAAGUCGAUUCUUGCAAGUACAAUUGAUCAGUGUAUGGCUCAUUCGCUACAGUCGCUGUAUAAAGCUUGUAAAACUGACUUUCUUUGUACCCUUUACUAACAAUGGUGUAUUUAAACUUACAAAAUGUGGACUUUCUCCUGAAAGGUUUCUGUAUUCUACGCAGUGUAACACGGAUUAUGGUUAAAACGUAUAAUUGCAGCUGUAACAGGAACAUGUAUCUUUUGGUGAUGCAGCAACGUUUAUAAAUAAAGAUUGCAGAGUUUUAUUUGGAGAUAUUUUCAUUGUGCCUUUCUUGGAUUCUGCCUUGGGAUAUUUGAAAGCUAGCCCGGGGUGGGGAAAUUUGGUUGCAUUUGACUGGAAUGAUUUGCCCGUGGGCAGGGAAUUUGACGGCAAAUUUUUGAAAAAUGUCAAAUCCCCACCCUAUGCCCUGCCUCCUCCCCGCCCCGCCAGCUGGUCUGAACGUGCAAAGUAAAAUGUGGACCUCGCGUUAUUUCAAGAAGAUACCUGAGAGUUUGUUUUAUUUCUGUUAAUAUUAUUUUAUUACUGUGUUAAAUCUAGGAGAUGCCCAGUAUCAAUUGUUAUAGCGAAGCAUAUAUACUGUUCUAUCAAAGAAGGUCAUGUAAGUUGCUAACUGGUGUUGUUAUCAAUAAAUAAACUAGUAAAUUAAUGACUUCUAAGAGCUGAGCUUUCCAUGUUAGAAUUAGGGUGAAUGUACGGCUUAUUGCCUUUACUGUUUAUACCGUAACGUUUUAGAUAAGCUUUGGAAAAUCGUUCUCAAAAUAUCCGCAUUUCAGCUUAGCCUAUCUAAGCCAACUGUAUUUUAACAUUGAAAAGAUCAUUUAUCUUUUAACAUGUAAAAUUACUUUCAAAGCUAUUAUAAUAAAGUCGUGCCGGUUAACUUGGAUUAGUUGGCUUGACGUACAUCAGACUUACGUGGGCAAGACAUACUUUCUUUCAGAAAUCGAAAUCUGGUAUAAACGCAUGCUUUUUAUCUGCUAAAUUGCAACAGAAUCUUGUGGAACCUAUAAUUUCUUGCUUUCUUGCAGUGUUAACCCCUAGCGCAACAGCAAGUACAAGUCCAAGGUAAGAACACGUUUUUUUCUUCUUUCGUGGUAAACUUUUGCUGGCAUUGAACUCAAUUUGACUUUAUCGGUUUGUUGACAACCCUUUGGCGACACAAACUUUGCUCUUUUUUCUUAAAUUUCCACGACAAUUUUCUCUUUUUUAAUUUAAAGGGUGCUAUUGACGCAGUGAUCUUGUUCUAUUAGCAAAGUAUUCAAAAUGAGCAAAAUUUUCGGCGAUCACAACGAAGAAUUCACAUUCACAUAUAGUAGAGCAUAAUCAGGGACGGAGUCCCUCUUGAUUUUUUCAUUUCAAAAUAAUGUAACUAAGGUCGUGUUCUAUUGGGAAAACUCUUUUUUUGGUUGUUUUGGUCGAUCAUUUUUUUCAAUUAGCUCAGAACUUGUUUGAAAUAGUUAAAAACGAUGGGUGUGUCUGCUAUCUGUUAACGAACAUCGAUUGUGCAUGGACUGUCACAAACCAAGGGUGCUUUCCAAGUCAGAACUGGCCAGCUAGACCGGUGAUAUUAUUGAAAUGAAAUGUUUCGAAAUAAGUCUUUUCUUGAAAGUUUUAUUCAACCCAUCAUUGCCUUGUAUAAACCAUUAACAAAUAAUCUGAUCUGGCCAGAUAGUCCUGAUUAAUAUUGGAAUUCUCCUGACGACAGGGCUGGUCUGGCCAGACAGUUCUGACAAUUGGAAAACGCCUUAAGCUUCAUUUUGUACCUUUUAUGCUUUUUAAUUUUUACUGCAUUCUAUGGCAUCACAGGUCUUUACUUUCCAGAAACUCAGAAGAAACCGAUCUACCUUUAUUAGAAGAAACCCAACACAACGCAGAUAAAGGAGAUCUUUUACAAAACCUGCAAAAGUCUGCCACUAACGCAAACGUAAACAUAUCCUGAUUUUAUUUUCUUUCUGUCAUCUCUUCUUCAAAUACCUUACUCGUAUACCAUGCAAAUGUUCACUUUUCGAUUUUUUCUUUGUAUCAAUAGUACUUCAUAAGGGCGCUUUAUCUUUUCUUGAUAGGCAACUAUGGAGGAAAUUAAAGAAGAACCAGCGCAAGAGUUCACCAAUGUUCAAUCCUCAAACCAACAAAGUAAAGUUCAUACAUUUUUAGUGCUUAUAAUAAUGGUGAAUAAAGGCUCAAUGGUAACCGAUUUCUUUGCUUUGUUUUAGAUUGCACUAAACUUCCUUCGAACGGCGGCCUUCUGAUGGAACGAAUCAGAAGGUAAAUUUGACGAAAUGUUCAUUUCUGGAUUAAUUGUAGAGGGAUGCUGAUUAAAAUGAUAGUGCUUGCAUUGCAAAUCAUGUGCACCUGACUCCCCGGUCCAAUUCAAUAAAACUUUUGCAAGUAUAAUUUACAAGUGUGGCUUUUGUUUUCAGACUCUCAAACAAAAAAAUAGCUACUACACUUGUAAAUUACAGUUGUUAAAAUUUUAUUAAAUUGACCCCUGCAUUUCCUUUGCAGGAAAAGAUUGAAGGCAAUGCAGCAGAAGAAGCCCAAGCAAAUGAAAGGUAAACAAAACUAGUUUUAUUGAUUUGGGACAUAAGGAAAAGUUACCCUAAUCUAUGUUACUGCUAGCCUGAAUUUCAUCCGAUUACCUCUAGUCGUUAUUACUCCCUCAGUAACGACGUUACUGAGGGAGUAAUAACGACUAGAGGUAAUCAGAUGAAAUUCAGGCUACCGUAAAAUUCCGAAACUAAGCCCCGGGGCUUAUAUUUUUCAAACGCCCUUUUUGAGGGGCUUAUUUUUGGAGGGGCUUAUAUUCGGAGGGGCUUAUGUACGGAGGGAAAUUUGCGUUUCAAAAUCGAUGAGGCUAGCUUGUAGUGGGAAGGAAAUUUACCAUUUUUACUUUGUUUUACUUUGUAUUCGACGGCAAAUUCCCAGUACAAGCCCCCCCGGGGGGCUUAUAUUCGGAGGGGCGAUUUAACGGAAGUUUUUUUUGCUUUACGUUUUUGGGGGGCUUAUAUUUGGAGGGGCUUAUUUUCGGAAUUUUACGGUAUGUUAGAAUUUAUUGGGAAAUAACAUUACAAAACUCUUACUGAUGUGCAUGUACUCUUACAUAUAAAAACUUAUAAAAUUUUGGGGCAAAAGACCAAAAGUUACUCUCCUUGAUACCCAUUGUUUAGAUUUUCAUCGAAAGCUAUCGAAUUUACUACGUUUACCCAAUCUUUUCCAACUCUUAUACCCAGAAACCACAUGAUGGGUCCAAACAAUAUGAAACCAAACCCAGGGACCAAAUCCUUGAAGGGGCGAUUAGCCCUAACUCGGGGUUAAGUUUUAAUCUGGGUUUCUUUUUCUUUUGUUCAAGACUAUUCUCGCGUGUCUUAAUCAAUACUUUAACUUGGUCUACAAGCUAAAAGCAUACCAAUUCAUCGCAAAAAGUUAAUAGUCCCAUCAAUAAAUUCCUCAACUGAUCUGUAAGACCAUGGGUUAGGGUAACAAAAAAUUAAGUAACACGUUAUAAUAAUAAAAUCAGUCUCUUUUGAAUUGAUAUACAUAGCAACCCACCAAGAAAAAGACUACCAAACCUCUGUCGUCUGUUCCAGUGAGGAGAAUGAAGACAAAAGAGUGAGCAAAUGUUAUUGUAAACAGUGCGAAUAUCUCACGAUUUUGGAGAAACAGGUAUGACUAGCACUGUUCAAGGCCAUGGCGCAUAAUCUAAGGAGGAAACUUUGACCAGUCUGUCUAGUUUAGUCAGCCCCUUGUAAACGUCUUCUUUGAAAUCUGUUACAGGUGUAUUGUUAAUGAAAAUUUUCCUUCCAGGUUUUGCCAGAUUGCAAAGCCUCACGUUCGUGACCAGUGGCGCUCAGUAAAUAAACAUUACAUUUCCUUAUCCGUCCCGGUAAAAGAUUGAUCACAUCGAUUUGCUGAUAGUGUGUAACACUUAGAUCGAGCUCGAGAUCAGUGUAUUAUUGAGUUUGGUUAAGUUAUUUAUCAGAGACGAGCGAACGAUUAUUAAGCCGCACGAAAUUAAGGUGUAGGGGUUAUGCCCCAAGGAAAUCACUAAAGAAACAAUUUUUUGCAGAUUAAAAAAGCCAAACUUUGCACUAGUGAAGUAACUCCUUUGGAAACAGCUGAAAAGGGUAACAUAGACUCAAGAAAGUCAUCAUUAACAUCAGUGUCGCAUUCGGUGAGUUCAUCUCUGUCGCCAUCAGCAGCAAACUCCUGUAGCAACACCUCAUCAUCUGAAGAAGCCACACAAGUCAAUAAAAAAAAGAGAGACGAUGGUCAACAAAGUAACAGGUAAUAUGUGCGCCGUUUUUUUUGUGGAAGGAGUAUGAAAAUGUAGGACUGGAUCAUUUUAUGGUUGUUUUAUUAAGCAACAAUUCUUCUUACUACGUAUCUUUUAGUGAACCAUAAUACCUAGAAGCUGCAGGGUUCACUUUGUGAAGUUCCGCCAACAUCAAUGGUAAAGAGAAUUUAAGUAGAAAGGAAAAAUUCGACCGAAUCGCUCCGCCUACAUUUGUGUGGUUGAUUAUGGGUGGUUAAAUAGCGGUCACAUGACCUUACUCGUUUGCUUGUAAGAAUGGGUCGCUGUUGUGUCAAAAUGCACCAUAGGGCUGAGCCUUUGGAGGAGUUAUGACUUCUUUUAUUGGUUAUUAAGAGAUUGGCGCAGAAACUGGCUCAAAAUUCGUACCUAUAAAAACACGAAUAACCUCCAUGGUUUACUCAUAAUCCACUUCUAGCAAAUAGAUCUCUUACAUUCAUUUCUUUAAAGGCAUAGGCGUACGGGCCGGGGGGGCGAGGGGGGCUGCAGCGCCCCCAAAUUUUGGGCAACUCAGAUUUUUUGGGCAGCAAGAGAAAAUUUGGGCAAAGCCAGUUUUUAGAGACGUUUCCAUGUGUUUUUAUUAUUAUUGUUAGUUUGAAGAGACAAAUAUUUUCUAUUUUAAUCUGAAAAAAAUCCUGAUGUCGGUGUAAUAAUCCAGUUACAUUCUCUCGUGACAGUGGUUACCUAGCACUCGAGGAAUUCCUGGUUAUUAUUGAAGGGUAUCAUUUGUUGAUUUACAUAUUUAUAGUUUUUUAUUGUUGAGCACUGUACUGCACUGUACUAACUGGAAUGGGCUCUUUCCAGUCGUGAAUUGAUUAGAAUAAACUUCCGCAUAUCUUUCUAGAAUCAUCUCCGCUCGUAGAACAGUGUAUGGCAGAUAGCAUCAGCAACAGUGGGUCUGAAAAUGAAGAAGUGGCUGACUAGUACUCAAUCUAUCAAGCAAUAAUUUAUUAAAGUAGACCGAAAUGUUUACAAAACCGUUAACAAGAGCGCCUCAAUACAUACUAAAGAAAUCCUUUUCUCCAGCAAUCGGCCGGAGCUAUCUCCAUGAUCUUUUACACACGUUUUUAAAAAGAUUCAAGCUACUAUGAGAAGAAAUUGCAUGAAAGAGCUUCGUUUUCUACAGAUUACGGCCAAACAUCAAGAUUUUUUUUUACCAUAUUUCUAACGAUAAAAACUUCAUCCCAAAAUAUCUCGGUAACGCUCUUAUAGAUUCCGUUUUAACUUCACGAACAUCGAGGCAACUAUUGCAGAAAAAAUCUCCCGUGAACGAUUUUGUAGGAACACGGUUCCCAGUGCCGAGAAAUAUUGCUACAAGUAAAAUAGACAAUGGCGUCAUUUCGUUGCUAUGACAACUCCGAUGUGAUUAAACAAAUUUUCAUCUUUAUCUAAUAAAACUAUUGUAGCAAUUUUUCCAAAUGUUUGUCUAUGACGACGUAGUUAUGGCGACGUAGUUGGAAGGCAUUGACGCUGAAAAACUGUUACAGUAUCGAGCCACCUUCAUAUGCCAGUACGGCCUAUGUUGUUGCAUCGUAUGGUUCUUGUUUCGUUUCUACUGGUUCGUAAAAAUUUGGGCAACUUGCGAGAAUUUUUUAGGCAAAUGGUUUACCGCUCCCCCUGGCAAAAAGUUGCCCGUACACCUAUGUUUAAAUGGAGCAAAUGAGGACACAAUUGACACCAGCACCAAUGUUACUUUUAAAGAGCGCUGCACGGGUAAACCGGAGGUUAAGGGUUUUAAUUCUGAAGCAGUCUGGAGCCUUUUUCAGACAUGUUAAGAGGGAGUUGCAUGAAUGUGAUAGAAGUGGGGAUUUUAUAACCGUAAAAAUAUUUUGAAAUCAAAAUUCUAAAAGCAGAAUUGCAGAUUUUAGCUCAAAACGCAAGCCGAAAAUUUUUUGUACAGUUAUGUAGACUUGCAUGAAGUAAUUUUAAUUUUAAGUGGACAAAAACCUUGUACUAGAAUAUUUUAAGCCAUAUCGCAUUUUUUACACUUUUCAAGAGCUAUAAAUGUAGUAAGUUAUAUGAAAUAACGCCAAAGAAAAGGUUCCUAUGGGAGCCCGAGAAAAUAAAUUUCAAAAUUCACAGGAAUUGCGAAAAAGCAGGUAAAAUCAUCACGCGUAAGAUUUCAUUUUGUAAAAUUUGAAGCUUUUGAAGUUUGUUUUCUUAAGCUCCCUUAAGAACCUUUUCUUUAGAGUUAUUUCAUAGCGGAGCUCUCAUACGAGGACCAUGAGUAAGAAAAUUUGCUUAUCUAUGCAUCCGAGAAAUUCUGGUAAUCACGUGACCGUAGUCCGCCCGUCCCCUGUGUCCGUCCGCAACACAGGAAUACCAAUGUAAAAUAACUCAAUCAAUAGGUAUGGCAACCCAGACUCGAGGUUUUGGCUUGAAAUUGCGUGGUCUCCGGGACUUUUAGAGAAAAAAAAACAUUAACAAAGCUGAGUUUUAAUGUCUACACUGACGUGGAUAACGGAGAAAGAGCUAGAGCGAGAGAUUAAAAACAAACGAGGAGAGGUUUGUUGGAAAAACAAAAUGAAAAUUUUAUAUCGGCUGUGAAGUUCUGUGAGAAAACUAGAAAUGCUAGGGGUCAGCAAGGAGAAGCCAGCAAAGUAAAAAUGGGCGGCGAUGAAAAAAAGAAGCGAGCAGGAACACAAGCAACAAAAUCUUUGGUGAGCAUGUACGACAUUUUUUUCCAUAAAAUGAUCAAAAUGUGUAACUAGAAAGUUUCAAGCUGUGGUCGUGCAAAACAACAGCAAAGAAAUGUACAAUUAAGUGUGCUACACGUGCAAAGUUAGACUAAUUAGACUAAUCUAUUUUUUUGCAGUUCUCGUUGCAGUCGCCAUUUAGCAUUGCUCGAUUUUAUUUUUUGUUUGAGUAAGUUAUAAGUAUAUUAACGAGAGCUUCGCUUUAGCCCUGGCUAAAUUAUAAUUAUAAAUUAUAAUAACAGUAUAACUUAAUACAUUUAUAGCCCUCGAAAACUGUAAAAAGAUUGCCAUAUGAUUGAAAUUAUUCUGGUGCAAGGUUUUUGUCCACUGAAAAUUAAAAUUACUCAAUUUCUUGAUGAUUCCUUCUUAAUAUUUUCUUGUUUUAAAAUCAUUAAGUGCUGGCGAGAAAAAACUUGAAGCAGAGAAACUAUCAGAGAGACUUCAAUGUGCAGUAGAAAACGAGAACAUCAGGUUCGUCAGUUUGUUUUCCCGCUAUCAUUUGUGCAUUUACUUGACUGAUUAAUAAAAGAAGUGUUUUGUUUUUUAAUAUCGUCUGAUAUUUAUUUGCGUUUGUCUUAUCAGACGCGCCGUGAUGUUAUUAAGACGUGGUGCUGACCCUAAUAUCUUGGUGAACGGUUUAAGUGCUCUUCACGUUGCUGUAGGACUAGAGUCUCCUCUUAAUAUCCACUUCACACGCCUUCUGUUAGACUAUGGUGGUAAUCCAGAUAUUGCUUCUGCAGAAGGCCUGACACCUAUUCACGUGGCUACCAUGUGGAACCGUGUUAACUGCCUCAAACUUCUGAUCGACAGGGGAGGAAACCCUUAUGUCUUUCUGUUUCUGCCAAACUUACGUAAUUGUGACCGAUCUCUCAAACUCGUGCUAUGUUCGCGUCUAUGUAGUCUGAAGGAUCAUUUCGAACUGCUAGCUUAA
Porites evermanni is the source of this 31177-nucleotide messenger RNA. The record is from the annotation of a GenBank genome assembly. Lineage: Eukaryota; Metazoa; Cnidaria; Anthozoa; Scleractinia; Poritidae.